Messenger RNA from Bactrocera tryoni, 1122 nucleotides. RefSeq names its product acylpyruvase FAHD1, mitochondrial. The record is from RefSeq and is a predicted model, not a curated record. The transcript is spliced from 3 exons. Gene Ontology annotation, molecular function: acetylpyruvate hydrolase activity. The coding region runs from base 300 to 1022 and encodes 240 amino acids. Gene Ontology annotation, cellular component: mitochondrion. NCBI's taxonomy places the organism in Eukaryota, Metazoa, Arthropoda, Insecta, Diptera, Tephritidae.
GAAAACAGCUGUUAGUACUGUUACUUUCUCAAAAUCAUUAUCAAGAGAUUAAAUAAGUGAUUAUUUAUAAAUAUCAAUGUAUGUACAUUGUCUUCCUCAACUCUUAACUUAGGUCACAAGUGACUAUUAUUAUCAAGCAAAAGAGCGAAUGUUGGCUCUCGCUUAGUUCCAGAGAUUGUCUCAUAACAUUUGCGCUGCUUGCUGCUCCCAACACAAAGUUUUGUGCGCACAAAACUUAAGUAUAUUAAUUGAAUUCAACAUUGAAUUGACGCAACAUAUAUUAAUUAGAUCAUUGAAAGAUGAAUUUAGUUAGUUCAUUUCGUGUUAUCGCUGGUAUAGCAUAUCAAAAAAUGGCAUUAUCUUCAAGCGCAUCCGAAAAUUAUGACUUUGUUAGGAAAGGUAGAAAAAUUCUUGGUGCAGCACUUAAUUAUAUGGAUAUUGUACGCUCCCGAAACGUUGCGGUGCCAGCAGAACCACUUUUAUUCCUUAAACCAACAACAUCCUACAUAACCGAAGGCAAUCCAAUUGUUAUUCCCAAAGUGUUUACAAAAGUCGCACAUGAGGUUGAGUUAGGCGUCAUAAUUGGAAAACAAUGUAAAAAUGUCAAAAAAGAAGAAGCGUUCAACUACAUAAGUGGUUAUUGCCUAGCACUUGAUAUGACUGCGCAAUGUAAUUUAGGAUUAGCACGACAAAAUGGUCAUCCAUGGAGCUUAGGUAAAGGUUUUGACACUUCAACUCCUGUUUCAGGAUUUAUAUCUGCGAACGACAUCAAAAAUCCUCAUAAGGUUUCACUAUGGUUAAAAGUGAAUGGACAGCUACGUCAGCAAGGCAAUACUGAAGAUCUAAUUUUUAAAGUAGACGAUCUUAUAGCUUACUCUUCAAAGUAUAUGACGCUUGAACCAAACGAUCUUAUUCUCACCGGCACACCAGACGGUGCGUUGCCUGUAAAAGCUGGUGACGUAAUUGAGGCUGGUAUUGGUGAUAACUUAAGGAUUAUGUUUGAGGUUAAAGACGAAGUUUAGAAAUCACGUUAUCGCUAGUAAGAAAUUUAUAACCAAAUCUAUACAAAAAACAUAACAACAUACACUCUAAUUUAAAGGAAUAUAUUUGAUUAGCUUAUCA